Zygotorulaspora mrakii is the source of this 2364-nucleotide messenger RNA. It is a transcript of the gene VPS70, whose product is annotated as putative zinc metalloprotease. Bases 1 to 2364 code for a protein of 787 amino acids. Lineage: Eukaryota; Fungi; Ascomycota; Saccharomycetes; Saccharomycetales; Saccharomycetaceae. Gene Ontology annotation, molecular function: carboxypeptidase activity. The transcript has a single exon. The record is from RefSeq and is a predicted model, not a curated record.
AUGACCCGUCAAUACAAUUCAAUAGCUGGAGGUGAGGUUGAGCCUUUUCUUGGAGACGUGGCAACGGAAACGAACACAAAUGACUGCAACAUGGGUCGAAGGGACUCAGUAAGUUCUCACAUCGAAAGAAUGCGAAGCAAUAGCAUAAAGAGCAUCAGAAGCACAAUUGAGAUCGUGAGAGAGCAUGUCGAUAAAAAGAAGUUUGCGUUACUGAUCUUUUCCAGUUUCCUCCUUUAUAUUGGAUUCAUUUGUGUCUUUGCGCCAAGAACUUCACUGGCAAGAGAUUUAAGAAGGAUACAUUCAUCGCAUUUGACAGAAAGUGAGAUUUUUCGAAUAUACUUAAACGAACUAGCUGAUAAGAAUCUAGCUGGGCAGCAUGUUCGAAACUACACAAGCCAUCCUCAUGAGAUUGGGGAUAAGGAGACUUUGGAGUACACUGUCUCUCAACUUCGAUCGAUGGGAUUCGAGCCUAAAUUAGAGAAAUAUUACCCAUGGGUUAACAAAUACGGCAAUACAGAAGUGCAUUUGUUUAAUGAAAGUGACAUUAUAUUCAGUGCCACAAUGUUGGAGGACUGUCUUCGGGAAGAUCCGACUACCUGUCGUAAAGAUAAUGCUCGUGGGUACCAUGGAUAUUCUGCCAAUGGCACUGUCGAAGCACAAUAUAUCUUUGGUAAUUACGGGACUUUGGAGGAUUACAAAAGACUAUUGGAUAACGAAAUCGAUAUCGAAGGUAAAAUCCAUAUUAUACGUUAUGGAGAAAUGUGUCCCGGUUUGAAAGUGAAGAAUGCAGAAUUAUAUGGAGCUUCGGGAGUGAUUAUGUACAGUGAUUCUUACGAAGAUGGUUACAUUACUCAGGCGAAUGGAUUUGAGGCGUAUCCGAAGGGGCCAGCGAGACAUCAAAGUAGCAUUGAGAGAGCAUCUGUAGGGUUUUUCUCAGAUUUUCUAGGUGAUCCAACCACGCCAAAUUAUGCUUCCAAAUAUCCUUACACCGAAAGACUCUCCCCUUCGGGAAGGCUGCCAUCAAUCCCUUCAGUUCCAUUAAGUGCCAAAGAAGUGGCACCAUUGUUGAGCAAAUUGAAUGGUAGAGGUGUUAAUAUGCUACCUGGAGGUAAUAUAGAGGGAUUCAAUUAUUUUAGUGGACCCUCUAGUGAGGAUAUCAAAGCUAAAAUAGUCAAUGACCAGAAAUACAAAAUCGUGGAGAUGACAAAUGUCGUUGUUGAUAUUCCAGGUAUAUUUUCUGAGUAUGAUGUCAUAAUUGGAAACUCAAGAGACUCUUGGACUUCUGGUGGUGCCGGUUCUCCGAACAGUGGAAGUUCUAUCCUAUUAGAAAUUGCUCGUGGUAUGAAAUCACUUUUAAGGCAAGGGUGGAAACCGUUAAGACCAAUAAAAUUGAUAAGUUGGGAUGGAGGUGCGCACGGCAAUUUGGGCUCUACCGAAUAUGUGGAGGAUCACUCUCAACUAUUGAAAAGGAACGCUCUAGCCUAUUUAAAUCUUGAGUCAGCUAUCACUGGGUCUGAGUUCAAUUCUCAAGCGAAUCCUUUGUUGCACGAAGUGAUCCGUAGAGCGGCAAAAGCCACACAAUACAAGGGUGAAGAUAAUUGGACUCUGUUUGAUGAAUGGGAUAAAUCAUCAGGUUCGAGGAUUGAUCCAAUAGAUGGCAUAUCAGAUUGUUCUUCCUUUCAAUUCAACAUGGGUAUUCCUUCGGCACAAUUUCAGUUUAGAAAUAAUGGUAAAACUGAUGCUGUUCAUCAAUUACAUUCAAGUUUUGACUCCUACACCUGGAUGGAAACUUUUGUAGAUAAGAACUAUCAAAUGCAUAACACUCUGGCUGUUCUAGUUGGCAUGACUUCUUUGAUGUUGAGUGAAAAGGAGCCAACAGUCUUCACAAUGGGCCCUUAUUUUGAAGGAAUACUCGAAAAUUACAAUCAGUUGCAUGAAAGCCUACUGCAAGCUUUCCCUAAAGAUAAAGAAGUGCAUAACCUGGCUGAAAAAGUCUCGAAAGUCUUAUCUUACCUAAGAAGCGUUUCUUCGUCAUUCGAUACAGAAGUUUUAGCAUUGAGUCAGUUAUGUACUCAAGACUUUCCCGCCUGGCAAAUCUACAAGAAAUUCAAAAUAUAUAUUAAACUGACCCGAAUUAACAGGAAAUUAAAACAGAUUGACCAGUUCUUUCUCACCCAGAAAGGAUUGAAUGGUAGACGUUCAAUGAGGCAUUCCAUAUUUGCCCCAAAUAAAUGGAGAGGCGACAAGGUGGAUGUCUUACCUGGUCUGCACGAAGCAAUAUGCGAGAGGGACCGCCCUAGUUUAUUGCUAUGGUUGAAGACUUUGCAAACGCAGUGCGGCAAUUUGGAAUCCCUUCUUCAAUAG